This is a messenger RNA of Phyllopteryx taeniolatus (common seadragon), 12961 nucleotides long. It is a transcript of the gene csmd3b, whose product is annotated as CUB and Sushi multiple domains 3b. Bases 177 to 11054 code for a protein of 3625 amino acids. Gene Ontology annotation, biological process: regulation of dendrite development. NCBI's taxonomy places the organism in Eukaryota, Metazoa, Chordata, Actinopteri, Syngnathiformes, Syngnathidae. The record is from RefSeq and is a predicted model, not a curated record. The transcript is spliced from 74 exons.
GCAAAAACAAAACCUCUGGUCACCUGACCUCCAAACCUGAUUGAAUGGGCUUGUAAACUACUUCCAUAUUUGGACUUCCUGCUUCCUGCCUGGCGCGAGCUGAUUGUGUCACGUCAACGGUGACACUGCAGAGAAAAGCGAGAAAUGAGUGUCCCAACGCAGCUCCUUCCCUCAGCAUGCGGCCCGGUGAGAGCUCAGAGGGCUCGCGCUCACCUCGCCGCGAAGGAUGCGUCGGAGCCCGCACUAGCGGCAAGGAACGCCGUCUGACGGGAGGAGGAGGAGGACGACGACGGAUGAGCAUGACGGACGAAGGGAUGACGGCGCGCUGUCUCCUGUGGAUCGUCGUCCUCGGCUCGCUGUGCAUGCACGCGCAAGGUUUUAUCUACACCUGUGGCGGCACCUUGAAGGGCCGAAACGGCAGUGUCGAGUCGCCGGGUUUCCCCUACGGCUACCCCAACGGGGCCAACUGCACCUGGGUCAUCGUCGGGGAGGAAGGCAGUCGCAUCCAACUCAUCUUCUUGUCGUUCGCCAUCGAAGAGGAGUACGACUUCUUGUCCUUGUAUGACGGACACCCGCACCCGGCCAACUUCAGGACCAGACUAACAGGUUUCCAGAUGCCAGCUCCGGUCACUAGCACUGGAAAUGUCUUCUCUUUGAGGCUGACGAGCGACUUCGCCGUCUCCGCACACGGCUUCAAGCUCAUCUAUGAAGAACUUCACAGUACGUCCUGUGGGAACCCCGGCGUCCCACCCAAAGCGGUGCUAAGCGGCGGCAGGCGUUUCGCUGUGGGGGACAGCGUGCGCUACAGCUGCGUGUCCGGCUACGUCCUGGACGGUCACGCCACGCUCACUUGCGUGCUCAAUGCCGGGAACAUAGCCGUGUGGGACUUCCCCGCUCCCGUCUGCCGAGCUGAGGACACAUGUGGGGGCACUGUGCGGGGCGGCAGUGGGGUGGUGACCAGUCCCGGUUACCCUGGCAACUAUGGUAACCAGGCCGACUGUACUUGGAUCCUAUUGGCCGAACCUGGAGACACCAUCUCUGUCGUCUUUACAGACUUCCACACCGAGGAGAAGUACGACUACCUUGAGGUGGAAGGAUCUGAGCCCCCGACCAUCUGGUUGUCGGGGAGCAACAUGCCGUCGCCCGUCGUCAGCAACAAGAACUGGCUCCGGUUGCAUUUCGUCACUGACAACAACCACCGGUACCGCGGUUUCAGCGCACACUAUCAAGUGAAGCGCUCAGUAGAUUUUAAGUCGCGGGGCGUUAAAUUGUUCCCUGGCAAAGACUCCGGCGGCAAGUUUUCAAUCUUAAAUGAAGGUGGCGUGCGACAGGCGUCAAACUCCUGCCCCGACCCGGGAGAGCCAGAGGAUGGUAAACGCCACGGCAACGACUUCAGCAUUGGCAGCGUGGUACAGUUCACCUGCGACGAAGAUUAUGUACUCCAAGGCAGCAAAACCAUAAGCUGCCAGAGAGUGGCCGAAGUCUUCGCAGCCUGGAGUGACCACAGGCCCGUCUGCAAAGUCAAGACCUGCGGCAGUAAUCUUCAGGGACCGUCAGGGACCUUCACAUCGCCCAAUUUCCCAAUUCAGUACGAGAGCAAUGCACAGUGUGUUUGGAUCAUCACGGCGUCAAACCCCAAUAAGGUCAUCCAGAUUAACUUUGAGGAGUUCGACUUGGAGAUUGCCUACGACACGCUGACCAUUGGAGAUGGAGGGGAGGUGGGGGAUCCUACCACCAUCCUGCAGGUCCUGUCGGGCAGCUUUGUCCCCGACCUGAUCGUCAGCAUGACCCACCAGAUGUGGCUCCACUUGCAGUCGGACGAGAGCGUCGGAUCCAUCGGCUUUAAGAUUAACUACAAAGAAAUAGAUAAGGAGAGCUGCGGGGAUCCCGGGACGCCUCUCUACGGAAUAAGGGAGGGCGACAGCUUCCUAAACGGUGGCAUCCUGCGGUUCGAGUGCCAGUUUGGGUUCGAGCUAAUCGGCGAGAAAAGCAUCUCCUGCCAGGACAACAACCAGUGGUCGGCGAACAUCCCUAUAUGCAUAUUCCCCUGCAUGUCCAACUUCACAGCUCCCUCCGGAACCGUCCUCUCGCCUGACUACCCGGAAGGCUACGGCAACAACAUGAACUGCGUGUGGCUCAUCCAGUCAGAGCCGGGCUCACGCAUCCACUUGGCGUUCAACGACUUCGACCUGGAGGCGCCCUAUGACGCGCUCACGGUAAAGGACGGCGAGACGGGCGACGCCGCCGUCGUCGGCAGAUUCUCGGGCGCCGAGAGCCCGUCGCACCUGACGUCCAACACCAACACGCUGAGGCUGGAGUUCCAAGCCGACCACUCCAUGUCAGGGAGAGGCUUCAACAUCACCUAUAGUACGUUCGGCCACAACGAGUGCCCAGACCCUGGGAUUCCAAUCAACGCCCGCCGCUUCGGAGACAGCUUCCAGCUGGGUAGCUCCAUCUCGGUGGUGUGCGAGGAUGGCUUUAUCAAGACCCAAGGAACUGAGACUAUCUCCUGCCAGCUGGAAAGAGGAAAGGUCAUGUGGAGCGGGCCCAUCCCCAAAUGUGAAGCCCCUUGCGGUGGACACUAUUCGGCCCCCAAUGGAGUGAUUCUGUCCCCGGGGUGGCCCGGUUACUACAAGGAUUCCCUCAGCUGCGAAUGGGUGAUUGAAUCAGAACCUGGGCGAUCCAUCAAAGUCACCUUUGACAGAUUCCAGACAGAACUGGGUUAUGACUUCCUGGAGAUCCACGACGGCCCCAACCUCCUGUCUCCGCUGGUGGGCUCCUUCAACGGCACCCAGGUGCCUCAGUUCCUGUUCAGCAGUACCAACUUCCUCUACCUGCUCUUCACCACAGACAACAGCCGCUCCAACGCGGGCUUCAAGCUAUUAUACGAGAGCGUCACAGUGGACAGCUACUCAUGCCUGGACCCCGGCAUCCCUGUUAACGGGAUCCGCUAUGGAAACGACUUCUCCAUCGGUUCUACGGUGUCGUUCGGCUGCGAUUCGGGCUACAGGCUGAGCCACGAGGAGCCCCUGGUGUGUGAGAAGAACCACUGGUGGAGCCACGCUUUACCCACUUGCGAUGCUCUGUGUGGCGGAGACGUCCGAGGCCCCUGGGGCACCAUCCUAAGUCCCGGCUAUCCCGACAGCUACCCAUCAUCGCUCAACUGCACCUGGACUGUGGAAGUCAGCCACGGCAAAGGCGUCCAGUUUCAGUUCAACUCGUUCCACCUGGAGGACCAGCACGACUAUCUGCUGGUCACAGAGAAUGGGAGUUUCCUGCAACCCCUGGCUCGCCUGACCGGCAACGAGUUGCCUGGCAACAUCAAUGCCGGCCUCUAUGGCAACUUCAAAGCCCAAUUACGAUUCAUCUCUGACUUCUCUAUUUCCUACGAAGGCUUCAACAUAACGUUCACGGAGUACACGCUGGAGCCAUGUGAGGAUCCCGGGAUGCCGCGCUUUGGUCGGAGAAACGGUUACAGCUUUGGCAUCGGCGACACACUGUCGUUCUCCUGCAAUAUGGGCUACCGCCUGGAGGGGGCGCCGGAGCUGAUCUGCUUGGGGGGCGGCCGCAGGAUGUGGAGCACGCCGCUGCCGAGAUGCGUCGCCGAGUGUGGUUCCUCCGUCAUGAACAACGAAGGCAUCCUGCUCUCGCCCAACUACCCGAUGAACUAUGACAAUAACCAUGAGUGCAUCUACAGCAUCCAGGUUCAGGCCGGGAAAGGCAUCAACAUAUCGGCCCGAACGUUCCACCUGGCCCAUGGGGACAUACUCAAGAUUCACGACGGCAAAGACAACACAGCCCACGUCUUGGGAGCGUUCACAGGCACGUCCAUGCUGGGCCUGACGCUCAUCUCCACCUCCAACCACCUGUGGCUGGAGUUUUACAGUGACCCAGAAGCUACGGGGGAAGGAUUCAAACUGGUCUACUCCAGUUUUGAGUUGUCUCACUGCGAGGACCCUGGCGUGCCGCAAUUUGGCUUUAAGCUCAACGACCAAGGACAUUUCUCUGGCAGCAGCAUUACGUACCGAUGCGAGCCCGGCUACACCCUACAUGGGGCCACCAUGCUCAAGUGCAUGACGGGCGAGAGGAGAGCCUGGGAUAACCCCCUUCCUUCCUGUAUCGCCGAAUGCGGUGGACGUUUUAAGGGUGAGUCUACGGGAAGGAUUCUUUCUCCUGGAUACCCGUUUCCCUAUGACAACAACCUGAGGUGCACCUGGACCAUUGAGGUGGACUCUGGAAACAUUGUUAGCCUUCAGUUCCUGGCGUUUGACACUGAGGCCAGCCAUGACAUGCUGCGGGUUUGGGACGGACCGGCCGCCAAUGAAAUGUCUCUGGCAGAACUCAGCGGGUCACUACUGCCUGAAGGCAUCCACUCCACCCUCAACAUCGUCACUGUUCAGUUCGAGACAGACUUUUACAUCAGCAAGUCCGGAUUCGCCAUCCAGUUUUCCAGCUCGGUAGCAACUGCUUGCAGGGACCCAGGGGUGCCUAUGAACGGCACCCGCAGCGGCGACGGCCGGGAGCCGGGGGAUUCGGUGUCCUUUCAGUGCGACCCGGGAUAUGAGCUCCAGGGGGACGACAAAAUCACCUGCAUACAAGUCGACAACAGAUACUACUGGCAGCCCAGCCCACCAGUCUGCAUCGCUCCCUGCGGAGGAAACCUGACCGGCUCCAGCGGCUUCAUCCUGUCCCCCAACUUUCCACAUCCCUACCCGCACUCAAAGGAAUGCGACUGGCUCAUAGCCGUCAAUCCCGAUUAUGUCCUGUCGCUCGCUUUCAUCAGUUUCAACAUUGAGCCAAACUACGACUUCCUGUACAUCUACGACGGUCCCGACAGCAACAGCCCUUUGAUCGGCAGUUUCCAAGACAGCAAACUGCCGGAGAGGAUUGAGAGCAGCUCCAAUACAAUGCACUUGGCCUUCCGCAGCGAUGGAUCCGUGUCCUAUGCCGGCUUUCACCUGGAAUACAAAGCCAAGUUGAGGGAGUCCUGCUUUGACCCGGGAGUGGUGCUGAAUGGGACCAGACUGGGAUCAGACUAUAAGCUGGGCUCGACUGUAACCUUCUACUGCGAGGCUGGAUAUGUUCUGCAGGGUUACUCUACUCUAACCUGCAGCAUGGGAGAUGAUGGCAGACCCGGAUGGAACAGGGCAUUGCCGAGUUGUCAGGCUCCCUGCGGAAGUCGAUCCACAGGAUCGGAGGGAACCGUUUUGUCGCCAAACUUCCCUCGAAACUACACAACUGGACAAACCUGCGUCUACUCCAUAGCUGUUCCACGAGAGUUUGUCCUGUUUGGUCAGUUUGUGCUCUUCCAGACGUCUCUGAACGACGUGGUGGAGAUCUACGACGGGCCUACUCAGCAGAACACGCUGCUGUCAUCUCUAUCCGGGUCCCACUCCGGAGAGUCGCUGCCACUCAGUUUGGGCAAUCAGAUCACCAUUACGUUUACGACGGUGGGACCAGAAACGGCAAAAGGCUUCCACUUUGUCUACCAAGCCGUGCCACGGACCAGCGCCACGCAGUGCAGCUCGGUCCCAGAGCCGCGCUUUGGACACCGCCUGGGCAACGAUUUUGCGGUGGGUUCUCUGGUCCAGUUCGAGUGCAACUCCGGCUAUGUCCUGCACGGCUCCACUGCCAUACACUGCGAGAGUGUGCCUGACAACCUGGCGCAGUGGAAUGACAGCCUGCCCACUUGUAUUGUUCCCUGCGGAGGUGUGUUGAGCUCCCGUCACGGGACCAUCCUGUCCCCUGGCUACCCGGAACCGUACGACAACAACCAGAACUGUGUGUGGAAGGUGUCGGUCCCUGAAGGCGCUGGAAUCCAGGUUCAGGUUGUGAGUUUCGCCACGGAGCACAACUGGGACUCUUUGGAUUUCUACGAUGGCGCUGACAACCACGCACCGAGACUGGGAAGCUACUCCGGCACCACCAUCCCACCACUGCUCAACAGCACAUCCAACAACCUCUACCUCAGCUUCAGCUCCGACAUCAGCGUCUCUGCUGCCGGGUUUCACCUGGAAUAUACAGCUAUCGGUUUGGAGUCAUGUCCAGAGCCCCAAACUCCAAACUACGGAAUAAGACAAGGGGAUCGUUUUAUGGUUGGCGACGUGGUACAGUUCUCCUGCGAACAAGGAUACUCUCUCCAGGGAAACGCCCACAUAACCUGUAUGCCAGGACCUGUUCGCAGAUGGAACUACCCGGUGCCUCUUUGUCUUGCACAAUGUGGUGGGUCCCUGACGGACGUAAGCGGUGUGAUCCUCAGCCCCGGUUACCCUGGCAACUACCCCAGCGGAUUAGACUGCACUUGGACCGUAAAUUUACCUGUCGGCUUUGGCAUUCAUCUGAAGUUUGUCAACUUUUCCACGGAAGCCAUCCACGACUACCUGGAGAUCCGCAGCGGUAGCCUAGAGACAGGCUCGGUCAUCGAUCGCUUCAGCGGUCCGCUCAUUCCCAAAGCUCUGUUCAGCACCACCCACCAGACCAGCUUCUUUUUCCACAGCGACUACUCACAGAAUAAGCCAGGCUUUCACAUCACCUUUCAGGCCUACCAGCUGCAGAGUUGCCCGGACCCCCGACCUUUCCGUAACGGCAUCGUGAUCGGCACUGACUUCAGUGUGGGGAUGACAGUGUCCUUUGAGUGUCUUCCCGGCUACUCCCUGAUCGGGGACGCUUCCCUGACGUGUUUGCAUGGCGUUAGCCGUAACUGGAACCACCCGCUACCACGAUGCGAAGCUCUUUGUGGUGGAAACAUCACCUCACUAAAUGGAACUAUUUACUCUCCCGGUCACCCUGAGGAAUACCCCAACUUCCAGGACUGUGUGUGGAGCGUGAGGGUCCCACCUGGACACGGGAUCUACAUCAACUUCACAGUGCUGAGCACAGAGCCCAUAUAUGACUACAUCACCGUGUGGGAUGGCCCAGACCAGUCGUCUCCUCAGAUCGGCCAAUUCAGCGGCAACACGGCUCUGGAGUCGGUCUACUCCACCUCCAACAUCAUCCUCGUCAAAUUCCACUCUGACUUCUCCGGAGCUGGGUUCUUUGUUUUGAGCUAUCACGCCUACCAAUUAAGGGUCUGCCAGCCCCCUCCGGAGGUGCCCAACGCUGACAUGCUGAUGGAGGACGGCGAGUUGGAGAUAGGUGACAUCAUUAGCUACAGGUGCCAUCCUGGAUUCUCAUUGGUCGGCAGUGACAUUCUCACCUGCCGCCUGGGAGAGCGGCUACAGAUGGACGCACCGCCUCCAACAUGCCAAGUCCAAUGCCCCGCCCAUGACGUGCGAUAUGACUCGUCGGGUGUCAUCCUGAGUCCGGGUUGGCCUGAGAGCUAUCCUAACCUGCAGAUGUGCUCGUGGAGCAUCAGCGUGGAGAAGGGCUACAAUGUCACCAUCACUUUUGAAAGCUUCCACACGGAGAGAGAGUUUGACGUGUUGGAAAUUUUUGAUGGUCCGUCGGCCAACGACCCAACGUUGGCCACGCUGAGUGGAGACCUACCGACGCCCUUCAACAUCACCACCUCUGGGCACCAGUUCCUGGUGCGCUGGUCGUCGGACCACGGCACCAACAAGAGGGGCUUCAGAAUUUGCUAUGUUGGUGAGUACCAAACACUGUACUGCUCCACGCCGGACUCGCCGCUGCACGGUUCCAUCUCAUCGCAGACCGGCGGCCACGUCAACAGCGUGGUGCGCUGGGCGUGCGACCGCGGUUAUCGCCUGGUCGGCAAUGCCACCGCCACCUGCCGCCGUACGCCACUCGCCCACCACGCCUGGGACUCGCCAGUGCCCGCGUGCCAAGCUGUGUCGUGCGGAGCCCCCAAGGCGCCGACAAACGGUGGCGUUUUAACAGCUGACUACUCGGUGGGAACUCGAGUCUCGUACUUCUGCAACGACGGUUACAGGCUCUCCAGCAAAGAGCUGACGUCCGCCAUCUGCCAGCCCGACGGGACGUGGAGCAAUCACAACAAAAUACCACGGUGCUCAGUGGUGGUGUGCCCCAGCAUCGGCUCCUUUUCACUGGAUCACGGCCGUUGGAGGAUCGUGAACGGCUCGCACUACGAGUACAGGACCCGCAUCGUGUUCACCUGCGACCCGGGCUACCACCGCUUAGGACCCGCUCACAUCAAGUGCCUCCCCACUGGCGUGUGGAGCUGGAAUAACGAGAGACCGCACUGUCAGAUCAUCUCCUGCGGCGAGCUGCCGUCCCCACCUAGCGGCAAGAAGAUCGGCACGCAGACGACCUUCGGGGCGACAGCCAUCUUCGCCUGCGACGCUGGCUUCAUGCUGGUGGGCUCAGCCGUCAGAGAGUGCCUGUCAUCUGGGCUGUGGAGCGGAACCGAGUCGCGCUGUUUAGCUGGUCACUGCGGCAUCCCCGAGGGCAUCGUCAACGGCCAAGUGAUUGGGGAGAACUUUGGUUACCGCGACACAGUGGUGUACCAGUGCCUGCCCGGCUUCCGGCUCAUAGGCUCAUCGGUUCGGAUUUGUCUCCAGGACAACCAGUGGUCGGGGCAGCUUCCCAUCUGCAUACCCAUCAGCUGCGGCCAUCCGGGCAGCCCCAUCUAUGGCCGCACGGUGGGGAACGGCUUCAACCUUAAUGAUGUAGUAAGCUUCGUGUGCAACCGGGGCUACGAGAUGGAGGGGCCGGCUCGUGCCCACUGCCAGGCCAACCGCCAGUGGAGCCACCCGCCCCCGACAUGUAAAGGUGGGGAGAAAAUGGUCAACUGCUCGGACCCCGGCAUCCCGGCCAACUCCAUCCGACAGAGCAAAAUUGAGCACGGCAAUUUCACCUUCGGCACGGUGGUGUUCUACGACUGCAACCCGGGCUACUAUCUGUUUGGCUCACCCGUGCUGAGCUGUCAGCCCACCGGACAGUGGGACAAGCCGCUGCCCGAAUGUAUAGUUGUUGACUGUGGCCACCCUGGCUCUCCCCCAAACGGCAUGCUGAGCGGAGAUAAAUUUACGUUCGGUUCGACAGUUCGAUACUCCUGUCUGGGUGGGAGGCAGCUAAAGGGGGAGUCGUCCAGGAUGUGUCAGCUCAACGGGAUGUGGAGCGCACCCAUGCCCUUCUGCUCAGGUGACACGACCGGCUCCUGCGGCGAUCCCGGCAUCCCGUCCCACGGAUCGAGGGAGCAGACAGAUUUCCGCAUCCGCUCCAAGGUCUUCUUCGGCUGCACGGAAGGCUACGAACUGAUCGGCUCGGCCGAAAGGAUGUGCUUCCCCAACGGGACGUGGUCCGGAAUGCAGCCAUUCUGUAAACCCGUCCAGUGUGGUAAUCCCGGUACUCCAAGCAACGGCAGAGUGUUUCGUCUGGACGGGACCACCUUCUCCCACUCUGUUAUCUACUCCUGCAUGGACGGCUACCUGCUCUCCGGCGCCACCACCAGGCUGUGUCAGGCCAAUGGGACCUGGUCAGGAAUACAGCCCAACUGUACCAUGAUAAACUGCGGGGAUCCUGGAGUUCCGGCAAAUGGCCUUCGCUAUGGAGAAGACUUUACCAUUGGCCAGAACGUAACGUUCCUGUGCCAACCCGGAUAUAGGAUGGAGGAGGACGGCUCGCCUAUCAGGACGUGCACUCAGAACGGGACAUGGAGUGGGAAUAUGCCCAUAUGCACAGCCGUGACGUGCCCGACACCCCCCGCCGUCAGCAACGGGGUCCUGCAGGGCAGCGACUUCGAGUGGGGCAGCAGCGUGAGCUACAGCUGCUCACCGGGCUACGAACUAUCCUUCCCGGCUGUGCUCACCUGCGUGGCCAACGGUAGCUGGAGCGGGAUGCUGCCGCAGUGCUUACCCAAGUUUUGUGGUGACCCCGGUACACUGGCGGGUGGUUCCCGAGAGGGCCGGAGUUUCAUCUACCAAUCGGAAGUGACCUUUUCCUGCGCCCCGCCGCUCCUUCUGGUCGGCACAACGACCAGGCUCUGCCAAAGUGACGGAAGCUGGAGCGGUACCCAGCCACGCUGUAUAGAGCCCACCAAGACUAGCUGUGACAACCCGGGAACACCCAGAUACGGAUCCCUCAACCGCACCUUUGGAUUUAAGGUGGGCAGCGUUGUGUCCUUCCAGUGCCAGCCAGGUCACCUGAUCCAAGGCUCCUCCUCCAGAACUUGCCAGCCAGACCUGAGAUGGAGCGGGACGCAACCGGAGUGCAUACCGCACGCUUGCAAGCAGCCGGAGAGCGCGCUCCACGUGGACGUGGUGGGCAUGGACCUGACGGGCUUCGGCUACACGCUGGUGUACAGCUGCCAGCCCGGCUACUUCCUCGCCGGGGGCUCCGAGCACAGGGUCUGCAAGAGUGACGGCACCUGGACCGGAAAGAUGCCGAUAUGUCGCGCUGGAGAGAAGAAGAAAGCUGUGAAACCAGCAAUGGGAACUCCGAGCCCAAAACUGAAUGUUCCCGACGACGUGUUCGCCCCCAACUACAUCUGGAAAGGCUCAUACAAUUACAGGGGCAGGAAGCAGCCCAUGACGCUGAGCAUCACCAGCUUCAACGCCAGCACGGGCAGAGUCAAUGUCACACUGAGCAACGGCAACAUGGAGCUGCUGCUGUCAGGCCUUUAUAAGACGUCUGAAGCACGUCUGCUGCUGCUGAUGUAUCACGUGAACUACGUUCAGCAGGGAAAUCAGCUCAAAGACUCAAACAUCUCUCCGGCCAAAAUCAUAGAAGACUCGUGGACCAUGGAUGGAUUUGUGUCGGCCGAACCCGACGGUUCCAGUUACGUAUUCCAGGGUUUCAUUCAGGGAAAAGACUACGGACAGUUUGGACUCCAACGACUUGGUCUGAAUAUGUCGGAGAGUCAGAAUUUGCAUCCGCCUCAGCUGGGCACCAACAGCAGCUCGGUGGCCAUCGCGAUCCUGGUGCCUUUCUUCGCACUCAUCUUCACCGGCUUCGGCUUCUAUCUCUACAAACAAAGGACCACGCCGAAGACCCAGUACACUGGCUGCUCGGUCCACGAAAACAACAACGGGCAGGCUGCCUUCGAGAACCCCAUGUACAACACCACCGCCAAGGCGGUGGAGGGGAAGGCGGUCCGUUUCGACCCCAAUCUCAACACGGUCUGCACUAUGGUCUGAGGCUCCAUGACGGACAGGAACCAGACCGGAAAACAGUUCCCGGCAUUCAGAAUGGUCUUUGCCGCUCGGUCUGGAAUCUCUAUUUGCAGAGAGUAGCAAACGUUUUUAUAACAUAGGGGAAAAAAACUCAGAAGCAAAAGAAGGGAUGAGGGCAGCCCUGGAGACGGCGUCCUUAAUCCUGAUUGAACGGCGGAUUAAAGUCAAAAGGGAGCCCGGGCCCCAGUGGAACAGAUGAGAGGAGGAUGAGGCUGACUCACAGAAUGCUUAAACCGCUCCUUUCCCAUUCCGGUGGACGGAAAGGGUGAGCAGACGCAGACAACCCCGAACUGAACUGAAAGUCAAUCAGCAAAUCGUCUAGAGAAAAGCGGGAGAUUAAGAUCUUCAAAUCCCUUCACUGCUAAUCAGAGCAAACCUGAACCUUGGAGCUGUUUUUGGAAUGGCAGAUGUUCCUGAUUCAGUGAAUUCCAAUGGACUCUGAUGCGAGACGGACUAACAAAAAGACUGAGACAGACAUUCUGGCUCUGGUACUAAAGCACAUUGGACAGGAAACACGUCCUGUCUGCCUCGGCGAAACGGAGAAUAGGACACUUGGACGGGAUCAGUCGAGACAGAACCUGCGGCGGAGCGCUUGAAACGCCGCCGCCACCAGAAGCAGGGUUUGCCGCCCAGCGAACGUGGACCGCCGCCGUGGUUCCACUGUGAUCCUGCACUCCGCGAGUGCUUCCUCUUUUAUUUGUUACUACUGCAGAAUCUUCUGAUCUGUAAAUCUAUUGCGAAUAUAUAUACAUAUAUAUAUUCGGGAGUGGUCACCACCUAUAUUUUUGUGCUAUAUAUAAAUAUAUAUAUGCCAACAGGGACGAGCCCGGACAGAUCAUAGCGGCAGAUUCUAACUUUGGGUUUUCCGAAAAAGAGUCCAACAACCACAUUUGUUUUGGGGGGGGUGGUAUUCUAAAUGCGUUAAUUUUCCUUCGUAGAAUGUGAAGUGGCACAUGUUCAUCGCUUUUUGUGGUCUGGUUGUCGUCACAGUGGAGAUGCGAGGUUCCACAAUUUCUGUUGCAAAGGAUUCAGGUGAUCUGAGCCCCUUUAACACUGGCCUUCUGAGAUGGCAUUUUAACACCAAGACUCACUACCUGUGCUCUUUUAACUGUCACUGUCGCCCUGCAUCUAACAAUUUGAAUACACGAAGCCGCAACAGCUGCGUGAACGUUAUUUUAGAGCUAAUCUUUUGCCUAUACUUUUUGGCAAAGACGAAUCAUAGCAGCAGAUUACAAUGUUGGAUUUUUUGAAAGAGAUAUUUGACAAUUGACGGGUUUUUUAAAAAAGAACUGUGAAUUUUCCUCAUACAAUGUGACAUCGCACACAUUCGUCGUUCUUUGUGGUUUGUUUAUCGUUAGUGUUAGGAUGCGAAGUUCUUUGAUGUUUCCUUUAAAAUUUUCUAAUUUGCAAAGGAUGCAAUUGGUAAAAACCCCUUUCACAUUGGCUGUCGACGCUGGUUUAUUCCCCUUUUUUGAGUUGAAAGCAAUUUUCACUGUUGCCCAAACAUCAACAUGCAUCUAAUGAUCUGAAUGCCUGAAGCUGUAACGGCUUUGUGAAUCGGAAUUGUCAGUUCCCUACGUCGACGGAUAAAAUGCGCACCGAUUUGCCGGGAAACUAGUUUUGAAAGGGACUACUGUUGGAAUCCAGUGAAAUGUACCGGGAUAGUUCUGAUUUUUAGAAGUUUUAUCAUUUUGGCUAAAGUUUCAGUUCCCUAUGAGAUAUCCCAUCUACAAAGUCAUUAUUGUCCAUCCAACAUAUCUUUGCGCACAGGUCAGUUUUAUUUGGAUCGUGUAGAAAUUUGGUGUUUGUAGUAAUACUUAAGAUCUCAACUUGGGCCAAAACUCUAGCUUCAAUUUUUAUUUUUGAAUCCU